Molecule: messenger RNA, 2199 nt
Organism: Pelecanus crispus (Dalmatian pelican)
Lineage: Eukaryota; Metazoa; Chordata; Aves; Pelecaniformes; Pelecanidae
Source: RefSeq, a predicted model, not a curated record
UUAAUGGAAGAUGCCAGUGAUGGUGGACGAUCCUAUAAAACAGUUUUGGAUCGCUGGAGAGAGUCACUUCUUUCUUCUACCAGCUUGUCCCAAGUCUUCCUUCAUCUCUCUACACUGGAUCGAAGUGUCAUCUGGUCAAAGUCCAUCCUCAAUGCUCGCUGUAAAGUGUGUCGAAAGAAAGGCGAUGCAGAAAGCAUGGUGCUGUGUGAUGGCUGCGAUCGAGGCUAUCAUACUUACUGUAUCAGGCCCAAGCUCAAGGUCAUUCCUGAAGGAGACUGGUUUUGUCCAGAGUGCCGACCAAAACAGCGCUCUAGACGCCUCUCCUCCAGACAGAGACCUUCUGUGGAAAGUGAUGAAGAGACUGCUGAACGACUAGGAGAAGGGGAAGAAGAGCGUUAUGAAGAAGAGCAAGAUGAGGAGGAUGAAUCUCAAGAGGAGGAAGAGAUGAGCCCAGCAAAGCAAGGAAGACCUCAGGUCAAGUUUCCGUUAAAAAUGAGAGCAGCUAAGCUCAACAAUCCAUUCUCAAGUCGAAACAGCCAGCGUCAGGCAAGAUACGCUUCUCGGAGUCAGCAGAACACACCUAAGCAAACUGAAUCUUCAUCUAAAGUUACCAGAAGGGGUUUAAGAAAGGUAAAAUCAGCCCCUCCAUCAGUGACAAAGCCUUCUUUAAGACUGAAUAGCCGGACCACUCGUCAGAGCCAAAGUUCAUUACAAGCAGGUGUAUUUGUGGAAUUACUUGGUCCUCGAAGGAGACGAAGAGGAAGAAAGAAUGAUGAUAACACACUGGAAAACAGCCCUUCCAAUUCUCUCGGAUUUAGAAUUGUUGAUACUGCAGACUCGAACGAACGGCUUAGGAAGUAUCCGGAUUCUGCUUCAAAGCUUUCUCUUCCUGUUACUGAACCCAAGAGAAGAGGCAGGAAACGACAAUCCACAGAAUCAUCUCCUCAAACCUCACUGAACAGGAGAAGUUCAGGACGUCAAGGGGGAGUCCAUGAACUCUCAGCUUUUGAACAACUCGUAGUGGAACUGGUACGACACGAUGACAGCUGGCCUUUCAUGAAACUGGUUUCCAAAAUCCAGGUACCAGACUACUAUGAUAUUAUCAAAAAACCUAUUGCCUUAAAUAUAAUCCGUGAAAAAGUGAAUAAAUGUGAAUAUAAGUUAGCAUCGGAAUUCAUUGAAGACAUUGAGCUGAUGUUUUCGAACUGCUUUGAAUACAACCCUCGCAACACAAGUGAAGCAAAAGCUGGAACUAGACUUCAAGCUUUCUUCCACAUUCAGGCUCAAAAGCUUGGACUUCCGAUCACAUCUGGUAAUGUGGACCACGCCGCUCCCGCGGCAAAGAAGUCACGAAUCUAACCUCUGCCUUCCAAAGGAUUUUUUGAGGGAAUCUGUUCAUUAAAAUGAAAUGUUAAAUCACACAGUCGUCAUACCUGUAUAAAGCAAUAACAACUGUUUAACCACCUUGAAGUGUGGCCUGCACUAUAUUCUCAAUGUAAUAUUAAGCACUCAGGAGAACGUAGGAAAGAUUACCUUUGCUACAGUUUUAUUCAGUGUCUAAUAAUUUUGAUAGAUGUACUGGAUACAGUACUGGUUUACAGAGGUUUUGUACAUUUUUAAUACAUUCAUGUGUCCAAAUAUCUUCCAGAAGUACAUUUUUUUUUUUCCUGCACCAAAUGACCUUGUUUCAUCCUCUAGAUUUUGUAGGAGCUGUGGUAUUGAGGGCUUUAUCAACUCAGAUAAAAUCUUCUGCUGUAGCACAGUUGAAGAAACUGUGUGUAUGUUUAAAACUUGUUUGAGCGUAUCUUCUCAACACUACACAUGAAUGAGUACAAUUGCAUAUCUUUAAAGUACUGUACCAGUGCUGGCUGGAGGUAUUCAGUCUGAGUUUAUUAAGUAGAUAUUUAUUUAGCAUUCAAAGUAAUUUGUGAAUUUGUUUUGUAUUUAUAAAAUUUGUACUUGGGGAUUAAAAACAAAAAAAAAAAAAAAGAGAGUUCCAUAACUUUUAAAAUUUUUUUCUGGUCCUUUUUUUUUUUUUUUUGUUUUGUUUAUUCCCCUCUAACUUGAUGAUCAAUCAGUAAAUACCUUCCCCUGUCCCUGGCAGUUCUUCUAGCAAUGAGUAAAUUUACAGGACUGUACUAUAAGUUUCUACGUACAACUUUGGAAGUGUACAAAUAAAAUGACACAUUUUUCAAAGUA